CAGAUGCACCGCUUGAAAAAACUUUUAUGUUAUAAAGUGUUCGAUCCAGAAAUCCAGAUUUUUGACAGCCCACUGACCAGCCGAAAUGACCAAUCCAGAAUCCAGUGUAAUUAGUGAAGUAAAAUUAUUAUUAAUUAAAACUUUUAAGUCCGGAAGCCCAAAUUUUAAACCAGAAUUGAGGCCCUUGGAGUUGGGAUUCUCUAAUUUAAAUUAGAAUCGUCUAAUCCUAAUGCAUAGACCUAAAUUCAUUUGGUUGGUAAGGAAAACUGCAAAUUAACCAAACAAAUCUAGAAAAAUUAUUUUGAGAGCUACUGAAAUUGAUGUAUUAUUUAGAUUAUCUGGUUUUUCAGAGUACAAUUAAUAGUUUCAGAACAAAUGGUGUUGAAGUUUGCUUUUAAAAAUGAGGAAACUCAAACAAAACAGGCAUUUUUUCAAUUGUAAAAAGUAAAUUGCCAACUAUUGUAUUAGGAUUUGACAUCUGGAAUAGAAUAAGAGCAUGGGGGAGUGAUUCCUCCCAAGACGUUAAUAUGGUAAUGAUGAAUUCUGAUAAAGCUGGUUUCAGACGCAAGCCAGAUCCAGCCUCGUCAGCUAAUAUUAUCCAUCCUAUUAAUGAGGGCGCAAUUGCUUUGCAGCAAAAGUCAAUCUCUGAUGAGUCCCCUAAUUUUUUAUUAUACAAAAAGAUGGAAAAAAUCAUUGAACAAAUGCAGGAUGAAAAUACUGGAGUUCCUGUGCGGACAGUAAAAUCAUUCAUGUCAAAAAUACCAUCAGUUUUUACAGGUUCAGACUUAAUUUUAUGGAUGACCAAAAAUUUAGAUUUAGAAGAUCAGCAGGAAGCUUUACAUUUUGCUCAUCUAAUAGCUGCUCACGGAUAUUUUUUCCCAAUAGAAGAUCAUAUGCUGACAGUUCGAAAUGAUGGCACUUUCUAUAGAUUUCAAACACCAUACUUUUGGCCCUCAAACUGUUGGGAACCUGAAAAUACAGAUUAUGCUGUCUACCUUUGCAAACGAACCAUGCAAAAUAAAACCAGAUUAGAGUUAGCCGAUUAUGAAGCUGAAAAUUUGGCCAGAUUGCAAAAAAUGUUUUCAAGAAAAUGGGAAUUUAUUUUUAUGCAAGCAGAAGCUCAGAGUAAAGUCGAUAAAAAACGCGAUAAACUGGAAAGAAAAGUGUUGGAUAGUCAAGAGAGGGCUUUCUGGGAUGUACACAGACCCAUGCCUGGAUGUGUCAACACCACGGAAAUAGAUAUUAAAAAGGCCUGCCAAAUGAAUAAACCGAACAGAGCAAUGAAGAACAAGCAAAAUAAUCCUGCCAAAAUCUUAUUCAGUUUAAGUGGAUCACAACCCAAAAACUCGUCCGAGCAGCUUAAGAAACAAAUUACCGUACUUAAAACUCAACUAGAAAGAAGAAACAUAAAAGUAUCAAAAGCUGCAGAGACAUUUAUCUCUUAUUACGAGCAGUAUUUGGAGUAUGAUCCAUUUUUUGUUCAGCCUGAAUAUUUAAAUCCGUGGAUCUUUGAUAGCACGGAACUAUGGGAACAGGAUAAAAUGUCUAAGGAAGUGUCUGCUAGGCGAGUUAAAAGAUGGGCAUUUAGUCUACAGGAAUUAAUAGCAGAUCCGAUAGGAAGAGAGCAUUUUGAAAAAUUUCUUGAUAAAGAAUUUAGUGGCGAAAAUCUAAAGUUUUGGGAGGCCGUUCAAGAACUUAAAUGUUUACCUCAAAGUCAAGUUCAGCAAAAAGUAUCGGAUAUUUGGGACUACUAUUUGGCUUCGGAUGCAAAAUGCCCUAUAAAUGUUGAUUCACAUUCUUAUGAACUGACCAAAAAAUGUAUGGAGAAUCCUGACCGAUGGUCUUUCGAUAAUGCUGCAGCACAUGUAUAUCAGCUUAUGAAAAGUGAUAGCUACUCAAGAUAUUUGCGUUCAGAGAUGUAUAAAGAUUUUUUAAAUGGAUCCAGAAAAAAGACCUCGGUAAAAGGAAUACGUUCGAUAGUAUCAUUUUCGGCAAGAAAGGAUAAUGCUACAUAGUUUAUUAGAAAUAAAAAUAGACAUUACACUAAAUUUACUUAAGUUUAAAAUGUAUAAGAAGACUAACGACAAUACAACAUUUAGGCGUACCGGAAAUUAAAAAUAUAAUAAUGAAGGAUUAUUCAUGGUCGACGGUAGGUUGAACUUGUUUCUUCUCAAUUGCUUUCAAAACAAAAUAUGCAUUGUUGUUAAUAAAGCUUGACAAGUUGCAUAUUGAAGCUGACAGUUGUAACUAAAAUAAAGGUGUUACAAAAACUGUUUCAGUUAGUAUAUAUAACAAAAAAUCAAGCUAAAAAUAGCCAAUCAUAAAAAAAACAGGUAAAACAAUCACUCUCGUGAAGGGUCAUAAAAUAUACAAUAUAAAAAAUUUUAGUACCAUAAAACAAUAAAAUUAUAGUGCUAUACUAAGAAAAAUACAUGAAUACAUUGAAAUAAAGAUAACGUAAUUAAAUUUGAAAGAUGUGAAUUGCAAACCUAUUAAUUAAUUUGUAUUAAAAUAUUUCAGAAAACUAGUCUGGGACAGUAGCCCUUUUUUUAACAAAAGAGCUUUGGUAGAGCACCUAAAUGCCAAACUGUUGUUACUUUGGCGUAUGGAUAAGGGUAGAUGAUUGAACAUUUUCUUUCCAUUGUACACCACUGAUUUUUUUACUUGUUCAGACCGGGGGAUUGAUAUACUUGAUAUACUAUUGAUUGACAAUCUGAUAUAAGCGGCAUGCCGGGUAUUAUAACCUAUAUUCUCCACAUUUUAGUUACCCGAGAGUUCACCAAGAACAGUUUGUUAUGUUUGACUUUAGAUCUCUGUGAUACAGUUUGUUGCUGUUGUAAUGUGUCCGUUCGACACAAUAAAAACGUUAGGAGGAUUAAUAAAAUAUUUUCUAUUUUAAAUUAAUACAAUAUAUUUUAAAGAGGGGAUUUUCAUCAAAAGUCCAAACAGUCAUAUAGCAGAUAAAAUGCUUAUAAAAUUAAGUUUUCAUUCGUUACAGUUAAAAAUUGACAAAAUGUGAAACAUUACAGAUAAAAAUUUCAUUUAAAGUACCCGUCGAAUCAAAAAGACCCUUUUUAAUUAAUUUUUGUACUUAAUCAAGUUAAAAGCUUCUAGGAUUUAAUUAAUAAGUACCUUAAGACUCUUCUAGAUCUCUCAGGACGGCCAAAAUCUAGUACAAGAUUGCUAUAUAUGCACGGCAGUUGUGCACAUCUUUAUGUGAAUUAUAUAAGUCUAGAUUUGGUUACUGUGCAGCAAACACUGCAUAACAUACAUACAGGGAAGAGCGGAAAGGAUUCGUAAGUUCGAAAUCCAUAUUUUAAGAAGUGAACCAUCUGAGUACACAACAAUGAAACUAGGAUUUCAGCUUUAGUUAAAUAUUGUGGUAUAAGUGAUUAUUUAACUGCCUUGUUGAAAGAGGUGUAUCGCGGUUUUCUAACUAUUCAAGCAUCCAUUGUAAUAGAUUAUUUUCUGAGAUUUUGAUAAACCGAAGGCUGAUUAUAUUCAUAGAAAGUUGCGUCAUCAGCAAAUAACUCGCCCUCAUCCUGAGAACAUGUUAGAUCAUUAUAUAAAUGACAAACAGCAUGAGGCUAACUACUGAUUAUUGAAGAACUCGAUAGUUCAAAGUUAUCCCCAAUCUCUGGCUUUCCUGGCCUUUUAAGAUAUUAAGGGUUGUAUUUAAAUUCUCCGCCCAUAAAGAGGGUUAAUAUAAUUUGAUUGAUAGACUUUAUAUGUGAUUGCUCUAUGAAAAGAAAAUUGAAGUUUCGUGGAGGUGGUAUUUUCAUUGCUGUGAAGGAUAUUUCUCAGCUCCUCAUAGAAAUUUUAAUUAUUACAAUAAUGGUGGAUUACUUGAUUUUAUUUACAAAAGAUUAACCUACAUUCGACUGAAUAAACUGAUAUGUAAUUACAUGUACAGGAUGGUUCAGUUGCAACAACGUUAAAUCAUUAAUCGUAUAUCUAAUAAAUUAAUAUUUACACGCUACGAGUCUCUGCGCUAAGUGGAUGAUAACCUUCUUGCUAUCAAAUUAACUUUUUUUAAGUUCCUUUAGUUGCAAUGGCAUCACAUUAAAAUUAAACUUAAGGAGCAAAAAAGACAAUCACUUUUUUUUUGCUUCUGUGCAUUUCAUAUUAUCACUUAAUCUGAAAAAUAUUUCCAGAGAAGAUACUAACUGAUAAUAUAGUUGUAGGUAAAAUAAACUAACAGCUUUAAAUAUAAUAUAAGUAGACAUAAAUUAUGCAUAUAAUACGUAUUGAGGAGUUUUAGAUGGUCAUUGCUUGUAGAUAAUAUCUAUAUGCUACAGUGCUUGUUAUAUUUUCAAAUAAAAACAUAUCACUUAAUUUUUAAAAAUGCGCUGAACCACCCUCAAUAUAAAAUAAACAUGUUUUAAAUAUUAUUUUAGCUGUAAUGUACAAAUAAGAAACUAUCUUGUUAGUUGCUGGAGGAGUUCCGCAUGAAUUAUAUGAUUUAAAAGUUAGUGUAACCCUAGAUAAAAAUAUCAAAAAUACGUCCGAGUAUUUUUUUUCCAGAAAAAAAAAACAAAUUAUAUAUGAAGCUCGACGUUUCGUUUUCAUUUGGUCACCCUGUGUAUCUUUAGAUAACUUAUAUAGCAAGCUAUACUACUCACUGUAGAAAUUAGACCAUACAAAAUAUAUGUCUUUCUGAAAAUAAUUGUAGCAUGUAGGCUAUUUUUUGUAACUAAAGCAGAUAAAAUACAUUUAUUUAACUAAUUUAAUCAAAUGAAUUAUUAUAUAAUUAGCAUAUAGUAGUCAUUGUAUAUUAAUCAGCUUUAACAGAUAGGCUAAUUUUGUGUGUAUUUUUCCCGCUACAAUUAAAAACAGAGCUAGACCAAAGUUACAAUAAAGUA
Anthonomus grandis grandis is the source of this 4862-nucleotide messenger RNA. It is a transcript of the gene RSG7, whose product is annotated as regulator of G-protein signaling 7. Gene Ontology annotation, biological process: G protein-coupled receptor signaling pathway; intracellular signal transduction; regulation of G protein-coupled receptor signaling pathway. The transcript is spliced from 9 exons. Bases 528 to 2015 code for a protein of 495 amino acids. Lineage: Eukaryota; Metazoa; Arthropoda; Insecta; Coleoptera; Curculionidae. The record is from RefSeq and is a predicted model, not a curated record.